UUGGAGUUCCAUCACUAUGCAAUAGACGUGCAAUACAAAAUAUUCUUUGCUUACAUAAAUCAUUACAAUUCGAAAUUGAAUCACGUUGUCCCCUACGAACAUUGCCAUUUAUAUAAAUUUUAUUUUUAUACAUGGUAUGGAUGCAACUUUAUUAUGUUUGAAUGGGACGUCUCGACUGGAGAAAGACCACGCUCUGACAGAAUACCAGCGUAA
This is a messenger RNA of Parnassius mnemosyne (clouded apollo), 213 nucleotides long. The record is from the annotation of a GenBank genome assembly. Lineage: Eukaryota; Metazoa; Arthropoda; Insecta; Lepidoptera; Papilionidae.